AUGUGCGGGCACGCGUCAGUGGGACAGCGCGAGUGGCUGUGGCUGCCCCCAUUAAACCCACCGUUGAAAGUCGGAUUGCAAAUCUUGUACUGUACGACUCUUCAACUUCAGUCCUCAGCCCAUCCCCCUCUUCCCGGUCCGACCCGCUGUCGCUAUUGGGUUUUCUGUUUCUCCCUUUCUCUUUCCGAGUAUUUUGAGUCGGUUGCUCCGAAAAGCAAAACCAGAGCCAAAAAGCUGCUUCCCUCUCUCUCUCUCUCUCUCCAUUGUGGUGCCGAGAGCCAUCAAUCAGCCAAGAGAUCGAGGGACUUGGAACACAGUCAUGUCUCGGAGAGCCACAGCGGCGGAGUCGGCCUUGCAAUCUCGACUCGGCUGAUGGAACUCGGCGGUUCUUCGACUCACGCCAAGCCGGACCAAGCGCAAGAGCAAGCGCGUUCCUUUCUCGCCUUCGAUCUCAAUGAAAUCCCUUCGUCUUCCUCGGCCGAGAGCCACGCUUCCCUUCCCGCCGACGCCUUGUCGAUCGUCCAGGCAUUCCACGCCCGUCCCCCUCCACCGCCGUUCGGACUGCCGGCGGGGAUCCCCGGGGGCGAUGAUGCUUCGGCAUGCGCUGCUUGUGGCCUCCCGGAGGCUCGGGAGCACGUGGUGGUCUGCGACGGGUGCGAGCGAGGGUUCCACGUCGGCUGCACGGGAAUGCAGGGGAUUCAUGCGGUGAUUCUGGAUGAGUGGAUUUGCGGGAAAUGCGUCGGCGACGGAGUGCGAAGUAACCGGUGGCCGCUGGGAUUCAAAUCUAGGGUGUCGGGGCAGAAGCGAGGCAGAGUUCAGCUUCUUGACAUCAAUGCUUCGCCUCCUAGUGACAGCGAAUGCGAGGAGAGUGAAGGCUUUCCAUGUUCGAGAAAGCAUGCUUCAGGAGAUAGUUCUUUUGGUUGCAAUUGGUUUGGUGACCAGUCAACAUGUUUGAACUCAUUUAGUUUGGUCAGUGGAUUUGGAUUUCAAAAAGCCUUAAAAUUGAGCUUUGAAGAUAUAUUGCGUCACGCAUAUUCUGUUGGUAGAACUUUCGAGGAGGCACUUAAAGAAUUCAUAUCUGAAAGGCAUGGUGUUUUGGAAGAAGGCUGGUGUGUAGAAUUCAAAACAUCCAUAGGCAGUGAUGAAGGGCAUGCUGUUUACCGUGCUCCCGAUGGGAAGAUAUUCAAUUCAAUACCUGAAGUUGCCUGUCACCUUGGGUUAAUGUCUGAUGAAAGGUUGCCUUUAGCGAAAAGAAGAAAAUCUGCAACAUUUUCAAUGCUUGAUGGUGUCAAUGACAGUAGAGAAACUUCAAUUGGAUUGCAUGAGGAUUUCUCAUCCGGGUUUCAUACUACAGGCUGUUCAAGUAAAUUUGAAGAUAACAUAGAAGUCAUGGGAACAUCAUCUGAAGAAAGUGGUGGCCCUGGGCCUCAGCAAUUUAAUGAUGGACUUCCAGUUCAAUAUGAAGAUUUCUUUGUGCUUUGUUUGGGGGAAGUGGAUAUGAGAUCAGCUUAUCAUAAUGUCAACCAGAUCUGGCCCGUAGGCUAUAGAUCCUGUUGGCAUGAUAAAAUUACUGGGUCCCUAUUUGUUUGUGAAGUAGCGGAUGGUGGUGAUUCUGGACCUAUUUUUCGUGUCAGAAGGUGCCCAUGCUCUACAUUUCCAAUUCCGAGUGGAUCAACUGUUCUCUUUGAAUCCAAUCUUGGUCAAUCUGUUCAUGAAAACAAAGAACAAGACUACAUGACUUGUGCUGGUAUGGAUUAUGAAGAGUAUUGCAAUGUUCAGAUGCUUCUUUCAAAUGCUUCUCCACCUAUGGAAGAUGAUAUUUUAUCAUGCCUUGGCAGUUCAUCUGAAAAGUCUUUUAGUGUUCAUGCAUCAAAUUGCUCGCAACUUGAGGCAGGUCUGAUCUGGGAAGAAUUCGGGAAUAUUUUACCUGACAUUUCAGUCACGGGAAGUGAAAUUGCUGAGUUUUCUGUUGAAGGGUCAACAUCAUCUUCAGCAUGGUCAAUGGUAUCCAAAAAAUUCAUUGAUGCUUGCCGUCAUGCCUAUAUGAAGGGAGGCACUCUUAAUUUGCUCUGUGAUCAUGUUGAAAAUGGAAAAACCUCAAUUAUCUUUGACCAUAAUAGUGAAAAGGAUAGAUGCACCUCCUUGGCUAGAUUUGUUGGUUCAUCACGCUCCAUCAAAAUUCCAUCUGGUAGCCAUGGAGGUCUAGGACUUGAGGCUGUUUUUGAAGAACUGCUGAAAUGGCUAGAUCAGGAUAGGUUUGGAUUAGAUGUUGAUUUUGUGCAGGAAAUUAUAGAACAGCUUCCUGGCAUUGAUGCCUGCCAACAGUAUGUACGUUUGAAGGAAAGAAGUUACUAUUCUUCAUCUAUAACAGUGGCAAAUGGGUUCAUAACUAGAAAGACACAGGAUGUAGUUGGGGAAAAGGAUAAGAAAGUAUUAGAUGAUUUAUCUGGAGGCUGCAGAAGGGAAGGGAUGGUUGAAGACUGUAUGAUGGCAAGUCCUUCCCGUCCACCGGGGAAGCCUAUCUUCUCAAAGCUCCCGCCCGAGAUUGUGGGUGAUGUCAUCCAGGUGUGGGAGUUCCUGUGGCGCUUCAGUGAAAUUCUGGGUUUAGAAGGCCCUUUGUCACCUGAAGAACUUGAAGAGGAACUUGUUUCUCCGUGGUUUGAUGGCCCUAACUGGAUUCAGAAAUUUGGGGCUAAUAGUCAAGAAACUCAUCGUAUAACUUCCCCUACAACUGAUGGUUCAAGUCCGCAUGUCUUCUCAUCAAACAUUGAAUCUGGUCUGGCAGUUACCAAGGAUAGUCAGCCUGCAUUCAUCGAAAUACAGACAGAAGUGAUGAAGGAAAUGACUGAUGUCAGAAGGGAGUCAUUUGUUUAUAGCAGGUGCACUGGUAUGUCUUUAAUCAAGGCUCAUUGCUCAAUGUUGGAAGUUCUAAUUGGUCAGCUGCAGUCCAAUGUGGCUGCAGUGAUGGGCCCAAAUUUUGAUGCUGGAGAGUCCAGGCCAAAACGAGGCAGAAAGAAAGAUAUGGAUUGGUUGGCUGCCACAAGGACAACCAAGCUGAAUUUGCUUCCCAUUAAUGAACUGACCUGGCCAGAAUUGGCUCGGAGGUACAUUUUGGCCUUUUUAUCCAUGGAUGGAAAUGUUGGCUUGCCCAGUGGCAAAAUAUUUCGUUGUUUACAAGGUGAUGGCGGGAUGCUCUGUGGCUCACUCACUGGUGUGGCUGGGAUGGAAGCUGAUGCUCUGUUGCUUGCACAGUCUAUGAAGAAAAUUUUUGGUGGUCUGAGCAGAGAGAAUGAUAUGCUGAGCAUGGAUGAUGUGGGAUCUGAUGAAACUAGUCCCUGCAAUAACAUUUCUAUGGGUGAUUGUAAUAUUCCUGAGUGGGCACUGUUGCUGGAACCUGUUAGAAAGUUGCCCACAAAUGUGGGAACCCGAAUAAGGAAGUGUGUCUAUAAUGCUCUGGAGAAAGACCCUCCAAAUUGGGCAAAGAAAAUAUUGGAGCACUCAAUCAGUAAGGAAGUUUAUAAAGGAAAUGCUUCUGGGCCUACAAAGAAAGCUGUACUUUCAGUGCUGGCAGAUGUUCAUAGUCAAGGGAUGCAGCAGAGGCCUCAGAGAGAAAGGAAGGAGAAGAAUUUAAUAUCUGUAUCUGAAAUGAUCAUGAAACAAUGUCGUAACGUACUACGUGUAUCAGCUGCUUCUGAUGAUGCAAAAGGUUUCUGCAAGUCACUUGGGAGAAAACUGAUAGGUUGUAGUCAUAAUGAUGAUGAAGGAAUUCUUGGAUCUCCAGCUAUGGUAUCACGCCCUCUAGAUUUCAGGACCAUUGAUUUGAGAUUGGUAGCUGGAGUGUAUGGUGGGUCUCAUGAAGCUUUUCUGGAGGACGUUCAAGAGUUAUGGAACCAUAUGCGAAUUGCAUAUAGUGAUCGGGAUGAUUUGGUUCAGUUGGUUGAGAAGUUAUCGUCUGAUUUUGAAACAUUGUAUGAGAUGGAGGUUGUCAAAUUAUAUCAGAAAUUUUUGGGGUAUGCAAAAUUAGGAUGUUUAACUGCAGAAUCCAAGAAGGAAAUAGAUGAUUUUCUUCUCUCUUCUAGUGAACUUCCUAAAGCCCCCUGGGAAGAGGGUAUCUGCAAAAUAUGUGGGAUUGAUAAAGAUGAUAACAGUGUUCUGCUGUGUGAUACUUGUGAUGCAGAAUAUCAUACUUACUGCUUAAACCCUCCACUUAGAAGGAUUCCUCAAGGAAACUGGUAUUGCCCUUCUUGUAUUGCUAAGAAGCAUGAUGUUCAAGAUGCAUCAGACUGUAUGUCAGUCAUUUGCCAUAAGCAGAGAAGAUGCCAUGCAGAACACACCCUUUUUUACAUGGAGUCACUCACACAUUUAUCAACUUUACUGGAAAGAAAAGAGAAUUGGGAAUUCGGUUUGAAUGAGAGAAUCUUCCUGCUUAAAUUUCUUUCUGAUGAGUUGUUGAACUCAGCUGUUAUUCGCCAACAUCUUGAGCAUAGUGUGGAAUUGUCUGCUGAUUUGCAGCAGAGAUUGCACAAUGUUUCUUCAAAAUUAAGAAGCUUGAAGUACAAAGAAGGGAUCCUAGCUGCAAAUGUUGCUCAAAUUGAUAAAUACCCAUCUUUCAGUACUUUUGAGGGAAAGUCUGCUGGUAACAGUUUAACUACAGAGCCUUUGGAUCAUGAAGAUCGAUGUAAAGAUGUUCAAAUAGUUGUGGAGGGCAACCAGCUAUCAAACUUUUCUUCCCACACAGUUAACCUCGAGAAGGAUAAAUCCUUAAGUCAGAAUGAACUGUCUCCAUCCAAUAUUCUUCAACAGAAAAUCAAAAAUUUGAGUAGACAGAACAGUCCCCAAGGUGGCAUGAAAAAACAUGUGGGAAAGGAUGUUUCUAUACUGCCCUUUCCUGAAGAUCUGCAAGGACGUUGCCAUCCUUCACAGAUGAGGAGCUCCCAAAUAGGUGAGCAUACAUCAUUGACACCUUUGCACGAGUCACAAACCUACAGUCUCAAGUUAGAUUCAGUCAGGAAGGAGAUUUCACGUCUGCUAGAUUCAAUUAACAGCAUGGAAAUGCAACUAAUGAAACUCUCUCUGCGGAGGGAGUUUUUGGGUAGUGACUCAGAAGGAAGGUUGUACUGGAUCUUGGCCAAGCUGGGUAGACAUCCAUGGGCGAUUAUUAGUAGCAAGGAAAUGACUCUUCAGCGGGGAGUGCAAGUGACUUCUGGUUCUGGAGCUUCUUGUCCAUAUGCAAAUGAGUUUAACGAUGCUAAUGCCAUUUGUCCUCCAUGGGUUUCAUAUCAAUCUGAUGCAGAAAUUAAAGAACUUGUGAAAUAUUUUAGAGAUGAUCCAAAAGAAAGAAAACUGAAAGGUUCCAUUUUGAAGUGGCUAAAAGUCCAUGACUAUGAACAAUUUGAAAACCAAGUUCAGGAUGAGCCUCAAAUGGCUCCUUAUGGAUUCACAAAUAGGGAAAAACCUUUGAGUUCUGAAUCUUUGUUAACCAAGGCAGCCAUGCUGCUUAUAAAAAAACAUGGCCCAUGUUCUGGACUAGAAAUUGUUGGCUUCUUGAAGAAGCAGGGCGGAAAGGCAAAAGUAACUACUGAAGAUAAAAUGUUUAGGUGCAGUUGCCUAGAACUGGUUUGGCCCUCUAGACAACAUUGCUCUUCUUGCCACAGGACCUUUCUAAGUGAAAUGGAACUUCAGAAACAUCAUGAUGCUUUGUGCAAAUUAGGUCGACUAGCCUUCAAGAACAGCAAGGUAAAUAGUGCUUUAAAGGGCAAGGAAAUUACAAGACCAAAAUCUCUGCUUGGGGAAUGUGCUGGUGAAACAAACCUUUUUCAACCAUCAAAAGACGGUCACUUUGAGCACAGUUCAGAGUUGGUUAAAUUUGAAAAUGAUGCAUUAGCAUGUCCAUUCAAUUUCAAAGAGAUUUGCUCCAAGUUUGCAACCAAGAAUUCUACCAAGGAAUUAGUGCAGGAAAUAGGUAUUAUCGGUUCAGAUGGAAGUUCAAUGUUUGUCCCAUCUGUAUCUCCAUAUCUCAGUGAUCCUACACUGAUGCUAGAUCCCCCUAAAAGAGAUGCGGGUAUGUCAUGUGAAAAGCCCAAGAUGGGGCAACAGCUAUUAUCUGCCUACAAGUCCAGGUUUACUACUAAUCCUGGACAUGGUACUAGUUCUCUUAGAAGCUGUGCAGCUAAUGAACCCUCUGGAGAAUUGGAAUCUGAUAAACCUGUCAUUGGAUCCCUAGAUCAUAAAGAUGAGAAGUUUUCAGUUGAGCAUCAUGCUCCAGCUCUUGAAAUUGGUGGCAACUGCUGUGUUAUUCCUCAAGCUGCUCUAAGGCCGUUAUCGGGGAGAGCUUAUGAAAUAUUAAGGUGGCUUAAGAUCAAUUUGUUGGAUAUGGAUGCUGCACUUCCUGAAGCAUCUCUGAGAUCAUCAAAAGCAUCCUUGGAAAGGAGAUGGGCCUGGCGCGCAUUUGUUAAAUCUGCAGAGACAAUAUAUGAGAUGGUUCAAGCCGUUAUUGUCUUAGAGGAUAUGAUUAAGACAGAGUACUUGAAGAAUAUACGGUGGUACUGGUCUUCAUUGUCAGCCGCUGCCAAGACAUCCACCUUGUCCUCUCUUGCUCUGCGCAUAUACGCCUUGGAUGCAUCCAUCAAUUAUGAAAAGAAUUCGUCCAAUUCAGGCCAACUCAAUUUCAGCAGCCAACCGAAUCCAGAGCCAGAGUCUGUUCCAGAUGCAACGCAGAAAUUUAAGCGAGGCAGGAAACUGAAAAGAAAACGAGGGGACUGACAUCUCCUCUGUACAUAUAGGAAUCAGAACCAUUAACAUUAGGUUAGACUUGAUUCCUAGUUGAGGGUAAACUUCUUUCGACUAAACUUGGAGGGAUUAAGCUCCAAGAGGAUGUGAUUGCAUGCAAAUGCAUGUAAUUUUGGAUUAUAUUUUGUACCUUUUAAAAUUUUCCGCUUGGACGAACAGGCGGUGCACCUUUUUUUUUUCGGGGAUUACAGCUAGAUUUACAGAAAAAAAGGAUUAGAUGUAAAGAAAUUGGCAAAGAUGGUACAGGCAUAUAGAUGAUUCUGAGCUUGCUCAGGCAAUAGGCAAAUAUAUUUCAUUCUUUUUCA
Messenger RNA from Diospyros lotus (date-plum), 7094 nucleotides. RefSeq names its product methyl-CpG-binding domain-containing protein 9. Gene Ontology annotation, cellular component: nucleus. NCBI's taxonomy places the organism in Eukaryota, Viridiplantae, Streptophyta, Magnoliopsida, Ericales, Ebenaceae. The transcript is spliced from 11 exons. Gene Ontology annotation, molecular function: protein binding; DNA binding. The record is from RefSeq and is a predicted model, not a curated record. The coding region runs from base 1 to 6762 and encodes 2253 amino acids.